Onychomys torridus (southern grasshopper mouse) is the source of this 1152-nucleotide messenger RNA. RefSeq names its product ELOVL fatty acid elongase 5 (gene Elovl5). NCBI's taxonomy places the organism in Eukaryota, Metazoa, Chordata, Mammalia, Rodentia, Cricetidae. Gene Ontology annotation, cellular component: endoplasmic reticulum; endoplasmic reticulum membrane. Gene Ontology annotation, molecular function: fatty acid elongase activity. The transcript has 8 exons. Bases 178 to 1077 code for a protein of 299 amino acids. The record is from RefSeq and is a predicted model, not a curated record. Gene Ontology annotation, biological process: sphingolipid biosynthetic process; fatty acid elongation, monounsaturated fatty acid; fatty acid elongation, polyunsaturated fatty acid.
CCAUUGUGACGUCACGGUCAGCCCACGCCGGGGUUGAAGCUGCCGGGCGCUUUCCUCUUGCAUCGCGGCAGCCGCUCGCUCCUCUUCCCGCGCCCGCUUGCACAUCCUCCUGCUCGCGCGCUCCUGCUGCCGCCCGGUGCUCCCCGCCGCCGCUCGGGCCGAGCGAGAGGUUUUAAAAUGGAGCAUUUCGAUGCAUCAGUCAGUACCUAUUUCAAGGCAUUACUGGGCCCCCGAGAUACAAGAGUGAAAGGAUGGUUUCUUCUGGACAAUUAUAUACCCACAUUUGUCUGCUCUGUCAUUUAUUUACUAAUUGUAUGGCUGGGGCCAAAGUACAUGAAGAAUAAGCAACCAUUCUCUUGCCGGGGGAUCCUAGUGGUGUAUAACCUUGGACUCACCUUGCUGUCUCUCUAUAUGUUCUAUGAGUUGGUGACAGGUGUGUGGGAAGGCAAAUACAACUUCUUCUGUCAGGGAACACGCAGCGCAGGAGAAUCAGACAUGAAGAUCAUCCGCGUCCUCUGGUGGUACUACUUCUCCAAACUCAUAGAAUUCAUGGACACCUUCUUCUUCAUCCUUCGCAAGAACAACCACCAGAUCACAGUCCUACAUGUCUACCACCACGCCUCCAUGUUGAAUAUCUGGUGGUUUGUGAUGAACUGGGUGCCCUGCGGCCACUCUUACUUUGGUGCGACACUCAACAGCUUCAUCCAUGUCCUCAUGUACUCGUACUAUGGUCUGUCCUCUGUCCCGUCCAUGCGUCCCUACCUCUGGUGGAAGAAGUACAUCACCCAGGGGCAGCUGAUCCAGUUUGUACUGACAAUCAUCCAAACAAGCUGUGGAGUCAUCUGGCCAUGUACCUUCCCCCUCGGAUGGUUGUAUUUCCAGAUUGGAUAUAUGAUUUCCCUGAUUGCCCUCUUCACAAACUUCUACAUUCAGACCUACAACAAGAAAGGGGCCUCUCGGAGGAAAGAGCACCCGAAGGGCCACCAGAACGGGUCCACGACUGCAGUCAACGGCCACACCAACAGCUUCCCUUCCCUGGAAAACAGUGUGAAGCAGAGGAAGCAGAGGAAGGAUUGACAAGGCGGAGGAGACCCCUGCAGACCACGGCGUGUGAUUGUAAGCACAGUAUGAGUUGUGCCCUGACGCUCGUAA